Calypte anna (Anna's hummingbird) is the source of this 2295-nucleotide messenger RNA. RefSeq names its product zinc finger B-box domain containing (gene ZBBX). Bases 1 to 2295 code for a protein of 764 amino acids. Lineage: Eukaryota; Metazoa; Chordata; Aves; Apodiformes; Trochilidae. The record is from RefSeq and is a predicted model, not a curated record. Gene Ontology annotation, biological process: cilium movement. The transcript is spliced from 19 exons. Gene Ontology annotation, cellular component: motile cilium.
AUGAACAUCAACGAUUUUGUAAUACUCCCAGGCUCAAAAACUGGAACCUCAGUGAGAUUAAAAACUAAAACUGUCAGGGAAUUGCAGCUGGAGAAGGCACAGUUGGAAACAGAAAACAAAGAGAUGGAGAAGAGAUUACAGCAACUGCAGUUGAACAUGAGAAGAGAAAAAGAGCAGAGAAAGAAAUCAAGUGCUUACCAUUGGAAAUCUGGGCAGGCAGGAGCAAUGAUCACUCAAGCCCGAGUUCUGCCACAAAGCAAAGAGAAGAGUAAUAAGGUUCCUUCAGGAAAAGCCAGGUUGAAAAUACUCAAAGAACAGAUCCAAGAGUCAGUGACAGAACUAUUUAAGGAUGAAAUGGCAAAUUCUGUAGCUCAUGAAAAAUCUGAAGUGAAGAAGCUAGCAUGUGGACUGGGUGAAAUUCAGAGUGCUCUGCUGGAGGCUGCAGCAGAUACACGUGCUGGAAAGUUGGAAGUCAUUGAUCACUUCAUGAGGGAAGUAAAUCUGAGUGAAUCAAAAAUGAAUCAUGAGCAGAAGAAAGUGAAUAGCAAGUAUCAGGUCACAUCAGACAAGUUUUCAUCUCUUCCACCAUCAGCAGACAGUACUGAGGAACUGUCCUCAGAAUCAACUUGUACAGGCCUUGAAAAUCAGGACAAAGGAUUAUUACUAAAUGGUGCAUUUAAUGAGGAGGAAUCUGCAAAGUCUUUUCAGAAAGCUUUGCUCCAAUGGAGAAGACGUAAUCGUGGUCACAGAGAACAGCUGCAUGCCAGUGAUGCCCUAUCAGGUAUGAUUGAAUCUGUGGGAAUUUGUGAGGUGCAGACCAAUCUUACUGUUAGGAAGGAACCUGUGCAAAUUGAGUUCAAGAAAGAUGGCCUGAGCUACCUGGAGAAACUCUUGCUGAAGAAAUACAGAAGAACUCCUGUUGAGCAAAUGAGUGGUAUUAAAGAUUUAAGGGCAGUGGAACCACAGGAUGUGCAUCAGGCUGUGACUGGAGAAGAGGGAGAAGGAGAUGAUGACAUUGAUGACUUAACAGUUGAAGAGGUGAAGAGAUAUUGGAAGUCUGUUUUUAGAGAGGAUGUACCCAACACUCUUUCUGAAAGUGCAGAUUUCAAAGAGUCCUGUUUGAAAAUUGAGCUUCUUGAUGAUUCCUAUGGCAAGGACUUGGAAGGAUUGUCCAACUUUGUGGUGAUGGAAGCUGGGGCUAUUGGAAUGAAUAAGCAAAGAAAAACUGAUCUACUGGAGCAGAUGGAAAGAAAUCCUGUUUCUAAUAAAGAAAUUUCUCAAGAAAAAAUGUCUGUCUGCAGUCACCUGGAAAGAAAUGCAGUGCAAAAGGAGAGUGUGAAACUGAAGAUGACAAGAUCACUUAGUUCCUGCAAACUACCUGAGAAGAUCUCUAACCCUACUGAGUUAAUGAGCAGCAAAUACCUCCUGGAGACACUGCAGAAACCUCAGAAAGGUUCACAGCAGCUGGACAGCAUCUGCAAUAGCCAUAGCUUGCUUUUACCUGUACUUACAAAGUCUUCAGUGUUACAGGAUGUAGCCAAAAGACAGAAAUCUGUUCCUACACAGUACUGGGGAUUUGAAGGUUUCUUUGUUGUAGGUGCAAACCCUAAACCAGGAGUGCUUGGAGCACGUUCUUCACUGUGUGCUGUCUCUAGCCACAGGGACAGUAAGGUGCCAUUUCCAGUUUCAGGAGAUGGGAAGUGGGUUACUGAAAGGAGCUUGGGUGAAUAUGCUGCUGACUCUGUAGUUCAAGGUGUGUUAGAAGGUCAGCUGAAGAGACCUUCAAGUGGUUUGGGGAUGCAGAAGAGAAUUUCUGCACCAGUGGUAGCACAGAGGUCAUGUCCAGGGAAUGAUUCUAGAAGACCUUGGCCAACAAAUAUCCCACACUGUAAAAUGACUGGAAAUUGUCCAAAAAACACACAGCCAAGACCAGAAAGUUCAUCUAUGGAUGUGUUCAGAGAUGACACUGAGGUAGCAAAGUACAAAUGUCUUGAUAUAGCUACACAAGAUGAGUGUCUCUGGGAAGACCUUGCUGAUCAGGAAGCCUUACUUACUCUGGAAAAAGAAUUACAGAGUUACACAGGUCCUGAAAAACAUUACAGCUUGCUUACUGAAGAUGCAACCUCUUCCAGCAAAUGCUCAGAGAAAAUACUUGCAGACACUACAGUUUUCCACAAAAACCUGGAGCUAAAAGACCACAGCAGAGUUGAUACUAUCAGGGGCUGGGAUGAAAGCCAAAUGGAUGAUGAGGAAGAAAUUCUGGAGGAUAAGCAACAAGUCCUUGCAUUACAGUGA